This is a messenger RNA of Prunus mume (Japanese apricot), 808 nucleotides long. RefSeq lists its product as uncharacterized. The record is from RefSeq and is a predicted model, not a curated record. Lineage: Eukaryota; Viridiplantae; Streptophyta; Magnoliopsida; Rosales; Rosaceae.
GUUGUAGCUAGGAAAAGCAAUAAGCAACGAGAGAGAGAGAAACAGAGAUCAUCAGAAAUGGCAGACUUACCAAAGUUUUUUGCCCUUAAGUCAGUCAGGAACCAGAAAUACGUGGUCCUCAAAGACCAAUCCACCGCAGAGCUGCCAAAUAGGCUCGAAGCCUCCGGAGAGGAAAGUCACAGCAAAUACGCAAGGUUCAAAGUGGAGAAGGACGUAAACCAACCCAGUCUGGUGCAUAUAAAAAGCACGUACAAUGACAAAUACUUGAGAACGGCAGGCCAAGACAGUCCGUGGAUUGUAGCCGACGCUGACGAGAAACAGCCAAAUAAAAACCUGUGGUCAUGUACACUCUUCAAGCCUGUGGUUUUGCAAAAACCGGCACCAUAUGUCGACGGCAUAUACCAGUUCGUCCACGUGCAAUUGGGAAACCUUACAGAGCCAAAAUCUGGAGCCAACUUCGAUGAUGCCCUCGCUGCCGAUAGUGAAAAACCCAUCAAUACCCCUGCCUUCAUUGUCGAAAAACUUCCAGGAUGAUUAUCCUGUUAACUUAAUUUGAUGUUUGUGGGUAGCGUCACUGGAAACCCUCACGAGACUUCAUUCGUCCUAUCAGGGUCACCUAUAGGUUUAAAAGGCUUGUUGCAUAUGCUAAAUGCAAUCGCGUUUCCUGCGAAAGUGGCAUUUUCUUAAGUUUUCCUUAUGUUGUGAUUUGGGUUUCAAUAAUAUUGCAUCCAGCUGCUGCUCAUGCAUUAAUUUAUGUAACCUAGCUAAGACUAUCUGUGGGAAUCAAAGUAGUGCUUCUUUCGUUUUA